Messenger RNA from Talaromyces atroroseus, 1632 nucleotides. RefSeq lists its product as hypothetical. The coding region runs from base 1 to 1632 and encodes 543 amino acids. Gene Ontology annotation, biological process: secondary metabolic process. The transcript has 4 exons. Lineage: Eukaryota; Fungi; Ascomycota; Eurotiomycetes; Eurotiales; Trichocomaceae. The record is from RefSeq and is a predicted model, not a curated record. Gene Ontology annotation, molecular function: CoA-ligase activity.
AUGCCUAUAAAGUCGUCUUUUCCCGAUUUCCAAAUCCCCAAUGUCGAUACUUGGUCGCUCAUAUUUGAGCGGCCGGACCGGCCAUACCCGGACGACAAAGUGCUCUUUGUGGAUGCCGACACCCAACGAUCAUACACAUUCGCGCAACUACGGGACACCGCAGUGAGCUUUGCGCAUGGCAUCAAGUCGACAUGGGACUGGAAGAAAGGCGAUGUUCUUGCGAUUUUCUCGCCUAAUUGUGUCGACACCCCCGCCGUCAUGUAUGGAGUAGCCUGGGCUGGCGGUGUUAUUUCUCCCUCAAACCCCACAUAUACGGUCGAGGAACUGGCUUUUCAGCUAAGUAACUCGGAGGCAAAGGCUGUGGCCACACAGCGUGCGUUGCUCCCAAUAGCCCGCGCAGCAGCGAAGAAGGUGGGCCUUCCAGAGGACAGGAUCGUGUUGAUUGGGGACGAACGAGACCCCAAUGGGAGCUUCAAGCAUUUCACAUCAAUCAGAAACAUAUCGGGAACAUUGAGAUUUCGUCGACCCCAAAUUGAUCCCAAGAAGGAUGUUGCAUUUCUGGUAUAUUCGUCAGGAACUACUGGUCUACCGAAGGGCGUCAUGCUCUCUCACAGAAACGUCAUUGCCAAUAUUCUACAGGGCAAGCAGACGGAAGGAAGAUAUCUCACAUGGAAUGGGAAUGCAGACGGUCAAGGUGACCGUAUACUAGCCUUUUUGCCCUUUUUUCAUAUAUAUGGCUUGACGUGCAUUAUCCAAUUCAGCGCAUAUAACGGAAAUGCGGUAAUUACUUUUGCAUACGUUGCGCCCCCUGUUGUUCUGCUUCUUGGAAAACACCCUAUCGUCGAUAAAUACGAUAUAUCCUCUCUGAGGAUGAUGAACUCUGGUGCUGCACCGCUCACCCGAGAGCUCGUUGAAGCGACGUCUGCGCGGAUUAAAAUUGGCGUCAAACAGGGCUAUGGUCUCAGCGAGACCAGUCCCACAACACACGUGCAAAGUUGGGAAGAUUGGGACAAGUACAUUGGCUCGGUAGGCGAGCUGGUCGGCAACAUGGAAGCGAAAUACAUGACGUCCCCCGAGGAUGAUUCCGAACCCCAAGAAGUGGCCGUCGGCGAAGUAGGCGAGCUCUGGCUGCGCGGCCCAAAUGUUUUCCUGGGCUACCACAAAAAUCCAAAGGCGACAGCAGGUUGUCUAACUCCCGACGGCUGGUUCCGGACUGGAGACGUCGGUUACCAGAACAAGGAAGGCAUGUUCUACAUCACAGACCGCGUCAAGGAGCUUAUCAAGUACAAGGGCUUCCAGGUUCCUCCAGCUGAGCUGGAAGGUAUCCUUGUUGAUCACGAAUUGAUUGACGAUGUUGCCGUGAUUGGUGUGUACAGCGAGCAGCACGGAUCAGAGGUGCCGCGUGCGUACGUGGUUCGAAGUGCCAAGAGCAAAGCUUCCGGUGUCAGCGAUGCCGAAGAGGCCUCUAAAAUCAUUGAUUGGAUGCAUAGCAAAGUAGCUCAACAUAAGCGCCUGCGCGGUGGCGUACGCUUUGUUGAUUCCAUACCAAAGAGCGUCAGCGGAAAGAUUCUUCGACGAUUGCUCAAAGACGAGGCCAAGAAGGAACAGGAGAAACUGAAGGCCAAGCUGUAA